UAUUGUCGUGUAGAUAGAAAUGCAUUAUUUUUUAUUUGUCCCUUUAUAGAGGCUACUGUUAGCCAUGCCGCUGACACUUUGGCCUAUAUCGCGUCACGAUCAAUCGAUUUCAGAGGGUUUGCUGAGCUGUGUAUAUUGUUUGCUGGUUUCGUAUCCUCUGUCUCGGCGGGAGCAGCAGCAGCUGCAGCAACAGCAGCAGAGUGUGGGUACGCAGCAAAAGACGUUGCUUGCCCCUCUUUUCAUCCUCCUCGCGCUUCCCCUCCUCCUCUCCUCUCCUCUCCUCUCCUCUCCUCGCAUUUGCUCCGGCCAAAAAGCGCUUCUGCGAACCGCGCUUUUGAGAGGGGGGCGCCGCGCAUGGCGAAGACCACCGCUGCGGCGAACGCGGCCGCGGCGUGUCACCCCGCGCUCCGCUCCUCCUCCUCCCCCUGCCCUCCUUGGCUCCAAGCCGCGCUCCAAGAUAUUGAGGAGAGGGUGCGAUCACUCGCGGUGAGCUUACCGGACGAGGAGGAGGACGCGGCGCACUCGUUCGCGGAGAGGGCGGAGAACUACUACCAGAAGCGGCCCCAGCUCCUCGCCCUCCUCCAAGAUCUCCACCUCCGCUACCUCCACCUCGCCGAUCGCUACUCCCAAUCCCUCCUCAAAUCCCACCACCACCACCUCCGCCCCCCGAUCCCCUCCGAAUCCGACGACGACGACGCCGCCUCCGCCGAGAUCUCCGACGCCGAGAGCGCCCUCUCCUUCCAACCCCUGCCGCGCGACCCCGACCCCGACCCCGACCGCGCCCCGGCCCCCGACCUCGACCUCGACCUCGUCGUCGCCGAGCUCGUCGCCGCGUCAGGGAGCCUGGUCGAGGUGCUGGAGUCGGAGCGGAUGGUCCUGCUGGGGGAGAACGCGCGGCUAGGGUUCCGGGCGGCGGCGGCGGAGGAGGAGGCGGCGGCGGCAGCGGCGGAGCUGGGGUGGGUGCGGCGGAGGGCGGCGGAGAUGGCGCGGGCGGUGGUGGAGCUGCGGGAGGAGCGGAGGGUGUGCGCGCUGGGGCGGCGGAUCGAGGGCCUGCAGGCGCGGGUGUACGCGCUGGAGCGGAGGAACAGGGCGUGGUGCGACGCUGCCGCGGCGGCGGAGAAGGAGAGGGCGGCGGAGCGCGCCGAGGCCGAGCGCCUCAGGGCCGAGAACCGGCGCCUCGCCGCGGCGGCGGCGAGGAGGGGAGGGGGCGGCGCCGUGGGGAGGUGGUGGGAGAGAGUGACGAGGAUGGAGUGGGCCCCGUGCGUGCCGCACGUGAAGGGAGGGAAGGGGGCCGGGUUGGUCACGUGACUGUACCGGGAGAGCUGGAGUUCGCUCAUGGCUUGUUUUUUGUACAGGGGAAGCGACACUACUACUACUGCUGCCACUAUUGAAGAAAUGCAACUUGGGUCCUGGUAAUCUUUUUUGUGCUUUUGAGAUGUAAUGAACUAGAAUGGAUAACUUUUGUUCCGAGAAAUCUACGUGUUAUGGGUGCUAGUAUCACGUUAGAAUGCAGUAUUCUUGCACAAGACUUGCCGUGAAAGCGGAAGUUUGUAAGCUGGAGUUUCUAGUUUGAUGCAUUUAGUGCUGCUGUGUGAAACUACAAGUGAGAAAUUGUAGACUUCUCUAUAGUUCUACUUCUCUCGAGCAGUUUGAGUUGUUUUAGAACUAGACCAAAGUAUGCAGGUAAUAAUGCAUGUUUGGUUGGAAUUCUAGAUAUUUCUUGUGGGAUUCGAAAGUUUUUAGUUAAUGCA
Ananas comosus (pineapple) is the source of this 1751-nucleotide messenger RNA. RefSeq names its product kinase-interacting family protein-like. The record is from RefSeq and is a predicted model, not a curated record. Gene Ontology annotation, molecular function: actin binding. Lineage: Eukaryota; Viridiplantae; Streptophyta; Magnoliopsida; Poales; Bromeliaceae.